AUGGCGCAGGUGGCGGUGUCCGCCGUCGACUACGACCUGCACGAGGGCACGACGCGGUACAACUUUCAGGUCCGCUUCGGCCGGGGCGCGGCGUGGGUGGUGAGCAGGUCCUACGAACAAUUCGCCGAGCUGCACGCGGUGCUCGAGCGGCACUACGGCGGCGCCGUCAACCUGCCCCACCUGACCGGGCCGGUGCGGCCGUGGGCCCGCAACACCGCCGCGACGGCGGCGGCGCGGCUCCCAAAGCUGGAGGCGUACCUCAACGAGGCCCUCUUGGCCGCGCCGUUUUGGUCCCCCCGCCUCUACGACACGCUGCUGCCCGACCCCGACGGCGGCGCGGAGCCCGUGCACGUCAACAAGUUUCUCUGCGUCUUUCUGGAGGUGCCGGAGCACGCGGCAAACGCCGCAGCACAAAGUCCGCCGUCGCCGACGGGCACGACGGCUGCCGCCCAGGAGCCGGACCCCAACACGAAAACUCCUCCACAAGCCGUGCAGGCAACCGCAACCGCAACGGCGACUGCGACGGUGGGUGGCGGAGGAGGCAGUGCGGUUGGGACGCCCGCUGCGCGUGCCUCGUCGUCGUCAGCGAGCAGCGAUGACGGGCCGGGGGCCUCCUCCACGCCCCGCCCCGUGGCCGCUGGGGACGCCGUCGUGCCCAAGUCGGCGUCAACGACGUCUGCAGCAUCGGAACCGCAGGCUGUGCCCGCUGACCCUGCGGUGCCCCUGGAGGCGAGGCUGCACUGCGUCGUGGGGAGUGACCCCCGCGACGACGCCGGGGAGUUGGUCUUGGCCGCCGAAGCCUCCACCAUCACCUCCGAGAUGGUGGUCACGGUGAAGGACUUCAGUAUUCUUGAGCGGGACCACAUUGAGUACUUCCUUCACGUGUCUAUCUGCGGCCACCACUGGGUCGUCACGAAGCGCUACAGGCAGUUCCACGAGCUGCACGACAACCUUGUGCAGGUGUACGGGGCCAGCACGGUCCCGGUGCUUCCCUACAGCAGAGUGCCUGCGUGGCGCAAGCUCACAGUGGAGACGGGGGAGGCGCGAAGGACGGGACUGAAUCAGUUUCUGCAGAACCUCGUGACGAACGUGGACGCCUGGGAGCCGCGGGGACUGCUAACGAACUUUGAACUCUCCGUGCCAACCGUGCGUGGGGACCAGCACCGUUUCACGGUGUACGUCAAUCAGAUACUCUUCGAGUUUCUUGGCUUCGCCGCGCAAAUUGACGCGUUGAGCGGGGAGGCGGCCGCGAGGGCGGUCGUGGAGCACCGGGCGCUGCUCCCGGAGUCCGUCAAGCUGGCGUACGACAAGCGCUCCCUGCAGGAGAAGCGUCUGCGGAUGCGUGAGAGCAUCGCCAGUAACGCGCAGCGUCUGCACCACCUCCGCGACGACCAGCUGCAGAUGCUGCUGGACCGCGUCGCGCUGCUGCAGGACGACCGCGACAUUAUGCGCACGUUCAGGCAGCUUCUCCUCACGGGCGAGGUGGGGGACGGCGUCCAGUCCUCCUUUGCGGACGCCAUCGCCGCCGACUCCGCCGGGGAGGCCAAAACGGAGGAGAACGCGGGGGCCGUGGACGCCUCUAGCGCCGUCGUGGGCCUCACCGCACUACAGCUGGCAAAGAUAACGGGAGAGUUGUUUUUCAACGACACCAAGCUCGCGGCCAUCCGGCUCUUCGCCGGCGUGCUCGUUGAUUUCGACGACCUUCAAGACGUCUUUGACACCUUGUGGUUUGGGUGGGAGGAGGCACGUGCGGAGGUGGAGCAGGCUUUAUCGAGGCGCUGA
Trypanosoma conorhini is the source of this 1782-nucleotide messenger RNA. RefSeq lists its product as uncharacterized. Gene Ontology annotation, cellular component: intracellular membrane-bounded organelle. The record is from RefSeq and is a predicted model, not a curated record. Gene Ontology annotation, molecular function: phosphatidylinositol binding. The transcript has a single exon. NCBI's taxonomy places the organism in Eukaryota, Euglenozoa, Kinetoplastea, Trypanosomatida, Trypanosomatidae. Bases 1 to 1782 code for a protein of 593 amino acids.